AUGCGAAAAGUCGCACGUCCAGUACGUUGCGCUUUCAUCCCCGAGCCCAAGAUCGACUUGGAUCGCCAGAUCCUCGCACCUUCGCCUUUUUCCUCAACUCGUCGACAAGUGAGCGGUUCCUUUAGAUUGGCCGCCGACGCUUUCUCUCGCUUCGUCGCUUGCUCCCGCUGGCCAGCUUCGCUCCACUCGCCGCCGAGGUCCUGAGCACGACCUUGAGGACAUCGCGCAUGGAAUUGAACUCGUCGGUGGCGGCCUUGGCCCAUACUGGAAGCACCGCGUGCAGCCGUGCUCCAGGACAAUAGACAGGAUCAAACAAUAGUAAUUCACUAGAACCACCGGUCAGUGAGCUGGCGAAAGCCAACGGAGGUUCUAGGCGCGCGCAAGCUAUUCAAUCAAGUCCAAAGCUCCAUCGCCUUCCAUAAUACCUCGGGCAAAGGCCUCAGGCCUUGCACAUACCUCACGUUUGUCACUAGACAUUGCCUCGCGCCAGAUCUGUGGGUCGCUGGUGAUGAACUUGACUGGCUGAAUGGCCUCGCCCACCUCCCCUCGGACAUUCAGCAAUUCCUCGCCGCACCCGUACUGACGGCCGAGUCCACCCUCUGUACAGCAACCGUCCCCUCGUCCCGUGUGCUCUCCUUCUACCAAAACGACCUCCCCGCCCUCCCCAGUCGCUACCACCUCGACGACCUUCACACCCACCUCUCCCACAACUACUCACAACUCGAAUCGAACCAUUCCUUCAUCGAAUGGUGGUUCCCACUCCGAACACCCGGUGUGAACGCUCAAGCACCUUUACUCACCUCGAACCCCAACGAACUCAUCGCUUUGAGGACCGAUCCGGAGGUGCAACGUCGGUUCAGGAACAGUUACGAGAUCAUGUUGGAUUUUUAUGGGUUCGCAUUGGACGAUUUCGAUUCGGGAAGGAUCAAGAGAACCGAACACUAUGAAGCGAGGUAUCGUAAUCUGGUAAAGAACAGUCAUAAUUGGUUACGCCUAUCGAGGAUCCUCGAAAGUUGUGCAGAGGUAAGUGGCGUUCCCCGACCUUGAAAAAAGUGUCGCGCAAGCCACAACCAAAAAAACAAAAAAAAACCCGUUUUCUUAAAACUCGCUUGUUCCUGCUGCUCCUCCCGCCUGCUGCUCCUCCCGAACCCAACACCAGUUUGGCCUCGAAUACUCCCACGCAGCUCCACUCCUCUUCAUCUUCGUCGAACAAAACCCGUCCUCCUCGAACGGACUCUUGAGCGACCGAAGCUUGAUCCGAUCGAUGGACCAAUACUGGAGGUAUUGCAUUCGCAAUGAAGAGGAAAGGGAAUGGGUUGUCAGGGUGAUCGAUGAGGUUCGCAGAGGGGAGAGGGAAUGGACGCAGACGGAGUACGAGCAGGCGAUUGGGAGGAGGAAGGUGACGGGUACUUUCAGGGAGGACGUACAAGCGAAUUGA
Messenger RNA from Microbotryum saponariae, 1438 nucleotides. Lineage: Eukaryota; Fungi; Basidiomycota; Microbotryomycetes; Microbotryales; Microbotryaceae. The record is from the annotation of a GenBank genome assembly.